This is a messenger RNA of Hyphopichia burtonii NRRL Y-1933, 1395 nucleotides long. RefSeq lists its product as uncharacterized. The transcript has a single exon. Lineage: Eukaryota; Fungi; Ascomycota; Pichiomycetes; Serinales; Debaryomycetaceae. The record is from RefSeq and is a predicted model, not a curated record. Bases 1 to 1395 code for a protein of 464 amino acids.
AUGUCUUUGUUUGAGAUGAUGCUGCAACGCCCAGCGUUUGCACAUAUCACCACAUCAAUACCAACACUUGACUCUAUGAUCCCGGUCGACUCAUUGAGCUCGGGAAUAUUCGACUUGCAAAGCGUCCCCAGCUUAAAUGCUGUUUAUUCGAUACUUUGUUCUAUAAUUGUAUCGCAUAUAUCGCAUGAUCCUUUGACGAAUAAGGUUAUAAUAAUAGAUACGUUGAAUACUUUCCCCUGGAAGCUUUUGAGCAAGCAAUCUAAAUACGAGUCUUCGUAUCAAGGUCAAAUCAUAUGGCAUAGAAUCAAUCGAUUUAGUAAUCUUCUUCAGUUUUUCAUAGCAGAAAAUGGUAUCCAGUCUGAAGUGGCUAAAGGGUCGACUCUAAUCAUCAUCAAUGAUUUCCACGAUUUGUUGGAAUUGUACCGACUCGAAACCUGGUCCUGUUAUAAAGAGAAACUACUCAAAUCUCAUAUAACACGAAAUAGCUCUGCUUUGAAUAAUCGGGAAAGGUUAGCGGAAGAUGCUCAAUUCAAGAUUUCAGAUCCAAUUCCGUCUAACUCAGAUUUGCUAAAUAUACAUCCAUCAACUAAAAGUGAUGCACAUAUAUAUCAAAUGUUUGACUCAAUCUCUAAAUUUUCUGUUCAUUCAGAUCUGCUUGUAUUUUUGGUUGGAGCCUUGGCUACCAAAUUCAAGAAGUACACUCUGCUCAAGACAAAUUCACACCCACCGUCAUCCACCACCAACUCUCAACUAACGUCAUCGUCUGCUUAUGAGAAUUAUGGUGGAAGAAUGUAUUUUCUACCGUCUCAGACUAGUGCAACUUUCCAAACUAAGAAUGGAUCAAACACGGUUGAAUCUCUCUUAACUUCCCGCCUUAUUUUUUAUAAAGAUUGGUUUAGUGAAUCAAGAACUAAAUUUCAUGAUUCUCAGCUCAAAAUGGUUUUUGCAACACAGGUGACGAACUUUCGUGUCAUAGGAAUUAACGAACCGGUUUACUUUGAUUAUAACGACAAAUCGGGUGACUCCAUCUUCACCGAUUUGUCCAACCAUUCUCAGACUUCCUCCCAUAGACCGUUAUUAUCUACCACCCAGUCUAGACCAACACCUAGGGCUAACAGCAUGACCAGAGGCGACACCGUGGCUGACCUGAAGCAAGCAGACUCCCACUUCCCCGAGCAUAUUACAUCAACCCCAAAUUUCAGACCCCGGCAGCUUCCUUCGUCUCCAAACAUGACAUCCAGCCAAAGAAAAGAAUUCUUCUCGAGUGACUGCGACCAAGAAACAACUGUUGGCGAAGCGAGAAAUGGCACUGGUGAAGCGGAUCACUCCUCCGACGACCUGGUCAUUGAAGCCUCCGAUAACGAGUCAGAUCAGUCCAUACUUCUUCUCCGUUAG